Amblyraja radiata (thorny skate) is the source of this 5283-nucleotide messenger RNA. Its product is annotated as pleckstrin homology domain-containing family G member 5. The transcript has 20 exons. Gene Ontology annotation, biological process: Rho protein signal transduction; endothelial cell migration. Lineage: Eukaryota; Metazoa; Chordata; Chondrichthyes; Rajiformes; Rajidae. The coding region runs from base 601 to 3987 and encodes 1128 amino acids. The record is from RefSeq and is a predicted model, not a curated record. Gene Ontology annotation, cellular component: endocytic vesicle; axon; plasma membrane. Gene Ontology annotation, molecular function: guanyl-nucleotide exchange factor activity.
CUGUCUCACCUACAGCCUUCAAUGUCUGUCACUGAGCUCUGACUGAGGUCUUGGUAAUUUGAGGUGUUGCAGCAACAAAUCGUUUCAAUGAUACUGAACUUUUACAUCUGGGAUGUAAGAGACAAGACUGUAUUUUCCAUACUGCUUUGAGUCCAGACUAUUAAGGGUUAACACACCUGGGCACUGCUCCCAGCCGCUGUAUGUGCAGUUUAUUUGUGUGCACAGGAUCCUCAGACAGUGUGUGCUGUAUCAGACAGCCCCUCCCUGAGAAUCACACACUGCUAAUCAUCUCCUGUUGCUGUGUUUAUUGAGUCGUUGCCCAAGGGAGUACAGGGAGAAAGUAGAGUGGGGUUCCUGCUCACGCACAGAGCUCCAGCAACAACCAUCGCUUUCCUGCCGAAAAUCUUACUGAUACAGACUGGGGCUUCGUCCUCUGGAAGAUUGAAAAUUAAAGCAACAUUUACAUCAGAAACAUCUUUAUUUUGCUCAUCGGAUCCUCGCAGGAUCGCAGCCUCCAGGCAACUGGGCUGCCGAACUUUUUGUCGUUAUGUAUCUUUCCUGAGUUUUCUAAAUUUAACGCCGAACAUAUUUGACUUGUUGAUGAAGCAAGCGUUACAAGAGACUAGGCCGAACCCAGCUCGCCAGAUGUCUGAGACCCUCCCCGACCCAAGCAAAUCCCUGGACAAAGAGGUAUGCCACCAUGGUGAUUGUCAGGACAUUAACAAUCAGUCCCCACUGAACCUCUGUGCAUCAUGUGACAGCCAACUCCACGAGGCAAUGCAUUUUGACCGGCAUAUCAGAUUUGACCUCCCACCUCAAGGAUCUGUUUUGGCCCGGAAUGUCUCAACACGAUCGUGCCCGCCCCAGACCAGAACUUCGUCGGACAAGGAGGAAGAUGAUGACAGUGGGAUGGAUGGAAAGAGUGAGAAGAGAAAUUCUGCACUCAAGCUAAGCAAGAAGAAAGCUCGCCGUCGACACACUGAUGACCCCAGUAAGGAAUGUUUCACUCUGAAGUUUGAUUUGAAUGUCAACAUUGAGACAGAAGUUGUCCCUGCAAUGAAGAAAAGGACUCUCGGGGACACACUGGUGCCAGUAUUUGAGAGGAAAGGAAUUGAGUUGAACCAAGUGGAGAUUUUCUUGGACCAUUCCUACACACCCCUGGCCUUGUACUUUGAGGCAUACCGUUUUGGGGGACACUUCCUGAAAGUAAAAGCGAAAGCCGGAAAGGAGCUGAAGGUGGAACAGGCUGUCAAGGAGUUCAAGUCAUUGAGCUUACCCAUCAUACGGGCUUCGAUGGUCAGUCCCCCGUAUAUCUGCGCCCCUGUGGUGGACAGGAUGGAGCAACCUCUGCCGGGACGGGAAAACAUGGACAUGGUGGCAUUGGGAAGACGGAGGAAGAAUAUGAUGGAAUUCCUCGGAGAUGCCACCAUCCCAGGUUCAGAUUCCCUUGCCCCACUCAGCUCUUCGUUGCCCAGCAGUGGCACAGAGAGCUGGAAGAACAGAGCUGCCAGUCGCUUCAGUGGGCUCUUCAGCUCUGGCGCCAACGCCUUUGGACGGGAAAUGGAUAAAAUGGACCAACUACAGAGUAAGCUUCACGCGUACAGUUUGUUUGGGUUACCGAAGAUGCCGGCUCAGCUAAGAUUUGACCAGGACUCCUGGGAGGAGGAGGAGGAGGACACCAGCCUAUACCUUGAGGGCUCCUGGCAGGAGAUCAUUGAGGCUCCUGAGAAGCUCACCCGCAAGCAGUGCCAUCAACAGGAGGCCCUCUGGGAGCUGUUGAAUACAGAAGCCGCCUAUAUUAGGAAGCUACGUGUCAUCGCGGAUCUCUUCCUAUGCUGUUUGAUGAACCUGCAGGAAUCAAGCUUGUUGACUGAGGUGGAGCCGAAGAAACUUUUCUCCAACUUGCAGGAGAUUAUCCAGCUUCACCAGGUUCUGUGGCGAGACGUGAUGUCUCCGCUUUUGCAAAAGGCCAGGGAGGACAAAACUCUCUUCAAUCCCAUUCACUUCCAGAAAGGAUUCAAAAAGUUUGGCGAGCGUUUUCAACCCUAUAUUCAGUACUGCAUGGAGGAAGAGGGCUGCAUGGAGUACAUGAGAAACCACCUCCGUGAUAAUGAUCUCUUCAGGAUCUAUGUAACGUGGGCAGAGACUCAUAAGCAGUGUAACCGUCUGAAGCUCAGUGACAUGUUGGUCAAACCACAUCAGAGGCUCACCAAGUAUCCGCUGCUCCUCAAAUCUAUCCUGAAAAAAACAGAUGACACCCCUGCCAGGGAGGCAAUUGUUAGCAUGAUUAAUUCUGUGGAGAGUUUCAUCGCACACGUGAAUUCCCGGAUGCGCCAACGGCAGGAGCGGCAACGGCUGGCGGAGAUCAUCAGUCGCAUCGACACCUAUGAGGUGGUGGACGGGAGCUCAGAUGAAGUGGAGAAGGUCCUGAAGGAAUUCUGCCGCUUGGAUUUAACAGCUCCGAUGUUUGGGACUUCGCCCGAUGAAACAAGGCAAUUGCAACUCGAGGGAAGUUUGAAAAUGAAAGAAGGAAAGGACUGUAAGAUGGAUGUUUACUGUUUCCUGUUCACUGAUAUUUUUCUCAUCACCAAACCUGUGAAGAAGAUGGAGAAGACCAAAGUGAUUCGACAACCGUUGCUGGUGGAUAAAAUCAUCUGCAGGGAGCUGAGAGAUCCGGGUUCCUUCCUGCUGAUUUACCUGAAUGAGUUUCGCAGUGCAGUUGGUGCCUUCACCUUUCAAGCCAGUGUGACCAGCCAGUCUAGAGUGUGGAUUGAGGCCAUCUUUAAUGCUCAGAACCUCCUGGAGAGACUUCGCAGCCAAGAGUCGGCACUGAAAGAGUGUACACUGCCUGACGAGGAGGAUGUAGAGAGUGGAACCUCAGACACGCAGUUACCAUCCCUGUUACACGAGGAUACGGACACACUCGAAUCACAGCUCAGUCAGUCGGACAGUGUGUCUGAGACCGUUUCCAUUGCAAUCUCGGAUAUGAAUGAAGAUCUCUACUCACCAGACACUGAAGCUUCUCAGUCUGACGAUGCUUCUAUCCAAAGUAUAGUGUCUUCCAACACCACCACCCAAGAGGUGCUCGAUAGCGAUGUGACCUCGUCGGGCCUCUUGAUUCCAAACGCCAAAGGCCUGGCUCUGGAGACCAAUGGUUGCCACUCUGCCUCAGUUGAAAGUGCAUAUGGCACCCUAUCUCCAGGCUCUGCCCAAGAGUUUGGAAUGCAACAGCAGGAGUUGGCUGACGAAUGCAGAGAACCAAUGGAGUUAAGCUCACCUCAGAUUUACCAGCGGUGCCUAGUACGAUGCAAACACAACAUCCACAGAUCAAAAUCAGAGACCAACCUCCACCGGCUCAUUUCCUCGUCUACUGAAUCUCACAGUGUGAGCAGGCCGUUCCUGAGCAGAAGCCUGAUUGAAAUCAAUACCCCGACUCGGGACAUCCCAGCGAGAGGCUCGGGCAAGAGGCCACUGGGUGCGUCCCCACCACCGAGUCCGCACUGUCUCAUGAACACAAAGGUGAUGGACACCCUGAAGCGGGCAGAGGCUCAUCGCCAGAGAGCAGCUCUGUGCCCCAACUCCCAGGACAGCGGUGGGAAUGCAGUGGACAGUGAGAGGGGGAGCUCCAGUGACGACAGUGAGCUCUCGGAGGCGGGGGAACAGCAGGGCCUGGUGAUGCAAAAUGUCCGCCUUGCAGACAGAGUGAGCUUUGACUCGGAACCGCAGCCCUGCACCUUGUCGCGCUCCAACAGUGAGCCAGAACUCAGCACCCCUUGUAUCACCGUCGACCUCACAGCACUCAGCGAACACGAAGGAGAUGUUAUGGAGCAUCAGGGUCGGAGCAAUUCCUCGCAACAUAUAAAACGGACAAUGUCAGGCCCUCGGACUGUGCAGCACCGCAAACUCACCUUGGCUCAACUCCACAGGAUCCGCACCGCUAUGCUCCUCAACUCCACCCUGACUGCAUCGUACGUCACUGCUCCAUGAAGGGGAGAGGGGUAGUGGGGAGGUGACUAGUCGGAGGUGUCUUAUCUAUUCUUCCCGUGUCAACGUCUGCCCCACCUAGUUUUCCUACAUCCAGCACCCGGCUGCCUGGCCUGUCACCCUUCCAUCUCACACAGCCAACUUGGGGUUCUUUCAUUCCAUGUUCACUCCAACUCCACUCCUCAAACCCUGGUGACUGUCCAUGAUCCUCCCGAUUCUGUUGUCCCCCUUCUCCUCAUCCCUUCUCCUUGGUGUUUCAUGUUUCUCCCAUCCUCAAACAUGGUGUCUCCUCUCUCCAACUCACCUCCCACCCCAUCAGUCUCAGCCCAGUUUCCGACUGCCCUCACCUUCCAGUUCUCUCCUCCCCCUCCUCCUCCUCCUCCUCCUCCUCACAGAUCACCCCUUCCUUUCUCCUGCUCUCUGGUGUCACCACCAGGUAUCACUCCCCCAAACAAGGUCUUUCCAUUCACCAUCUGAGUUUCCAACCUAAGCAUCGACCUUCCAGCCAACUGUCUCCUGGAAUCCCACCUGCACUUUUCCCCUUCCCCUGCCUCCAGGUAUCUCCAGAAUGCAAUGGCCCCUCCACCACCUCUCCAAAUCAAUGAUGUCCCUCAACCAAUAUCAGAGGCUUCUCCACGCUCCAUGUCUCUUGGUUUCUUCCCUUACCACUGGUACUCCUCUCAUUUUUUCCCCUCAGUCUCUUAUCAACACCUACCCAACGCUACCAGAACCUAAUCCUUCUCCAAUCUAGAUAUCUCUCCAGCCUUCAACACUGAUGUCCCCUCCCUUCCUGGUGUCCGCUCUCCUCCCAUUAUCACCCCAUCAUCACUCCAAUCUCUUUCCCCCUUCUUGGUCUCUCUCCCAUUCCCAGUGUUCAACGUCAAUGCCCCUUCAACGUCUUAUCUCAACUUUCCCACUGGCUUCCCAGUGCCUCCUCUCCCGACUGAGCACGGCUCUUCCUGCUCCAUUGCCUCCACCCACAAUCCCACCCUCACCAUUUAAUCUAAUCAUCCAUCUCGGGAAUCUCCUUCAGACAGAAUAUCCAGACAGAAGAAUGAUCUCAUUAGUGCCACCUCACUGUUCCUUGCCCACCGCCCUCCUUGUUUUUUGGUAAGGUAAAUAAUGGAGAGACGUUCUCAACUAACCCUCUUCUGUUCUUCAUUAACAGGGAAGUCUAGCCUUUGUCAUUACUGGACAUGAUCUGCAGGACCUGGAGUUCCGUCGGGUGAAUUGUGAUGGAACUAGGACACUGACCUUCUGAGGCACCCAUCACUCCCCAGGGCAUCUCUCGACAUGCUU